Messenger RNA from Myotis myotis, 1531 nucleotides. Its product is annotated as high mobility group protein B1-like. Lineage: Eukaryota; Metazoa; Chordata; Mammalia; Chiroptera; Vespertilionidae. The coding region runs from base 494 to 982 and encodes 162 amino acids. The transcript has a single exon. Gene Ontology annotation, cellular component: nucleus. The record is from RefSeq and is a predicted model, not a curated record. Gene Ontology annotation, molecular function: DNA binding, bending. Gene Ontology annotation, biological process: regulation of transcription by RNA polymerase II.
ACUUAUCCCCCUCCCUCCAUUCUUUCUGUUAAUGAUAGUGACAGUUCAGAAUGUAGUCUGUGAAAGUUCACGGUAUGACAGUCUAUUUUAUGGUGGUAUUAGGUAUGUAUUGACUAUUGUAUCUCUAAAAGGCUAAUUUUAAAAAUUCACUUCUUAAAGUGAUGAUUCCAUCUUUGAGCCUUUACAGUUUUGGAGCAGCUAGUUUUCUCCUUUUUGGUUUGCUUUUUUAAAUAAUUUAGAAUUGAGUUUUGACAACUCUUCAAGAAGCCUUAUUUAAUAAAUCUAGAAAAAUCUAUAUAUCCUGAUUCUUUCAAGAAGCCUUACUUGAGAAAUCUACAACCAUCAUAUUGUUUUUAAAAAGAUAGAGUAACAUGUCUGGCUCCCGCUCUCACAGCCAUUGCAGUACAUUGAGCUCCAUAGAGACAGCGCCGGGGCAAGUGCGAGCCAGCUGGGCACUGGGUGACUGUGUGCUCACUGAGGAAAGUAAUUAAACAUGGGCAAAGGAGAUCCUAAGAAGCUGAGAGGCAAAAUGUCAUCGUGUGCUUUCUUUGUGCAAACUUGCUGGGAGGACCACAAGAAGAAGCACCCAGAUGCUUCAGUCAACUUCUCAGAGUUUUCUAAGAAGUGCUCAGAGAGGUGGAAGACCAUGUCUGCUAAGGAGAAAGGAAAAUUUGAGGACAUGGCAAAGGCAGACAAGGCUCGUUACGAGAGAGAAAUGAAAACUUAUAUUCCUCCUAAAGGGGAAACAAAAAAUAAAUUCAAGGAUCCCAAUGAACCCAAGAGGCCUUCUUCGGCCUUUUUCUUGUUUUGUUCUGAGUAUUGCCCAAAAAUCAAAGGAGAGCAUCCUGGCCUAUCCAUAGGUGACAUUGCAAAGAAGCUGGGAGAGAUGUGGAAUAACACUGCUGCAGAUGACAAGCAGCCUUAUGAAAAGAAGGCUGCUAAGCUGAAGGAGAAAUAUGAAAAGGAUAUUGCUGCAUACUGAGCUAAAGGAAAGCCUGAUGCUGCCAAAAAGGGAGUUUCACAGACUACAUUCUGAACUGUCACUAUCAUUAACAGAAAGAAUGGAGGGAGGGGGGAAAAGUAAAAAUAUAAGUUUUUAUAUAAUGACAUUAAAUAAGCAGCACAAUGAAACAUAAAUUCCUGAACUGAAAAAGGGGGAGGAAAGGAACCCUCUAUAUAUUUAAACAUAGCUACUUAAAUUUGUGCUUUCUUGAGUUUAUCCCACCACCACUUAGCCCAUCACUACCACAUUCCUUCUCCAAACCCAAAAUACACACACACACUACCGAAUGUGUCUUUAGAUAGUCCUGUCCUGGUUGUAUUUUCAAUAGCCACUAACCUUGCCUGGUACAAUAUGGGGGUUGUAAAUUGGCAUGGAAAUUUAAAGCAGGUUCUUGUUGGUGCACAGCACAAAUUAGUUAUAUAUGGGGAUGGUAGCUUUUCAUCUUCAGUUGUCUCUGAUGCAGCUUAUACGAAAUAAUUGUUUUUCUGUUAACUGAAUACCACCCUGUAAUUGCAAAAAAAAAAAAAA